CCCUCCCUGUAUAGUUACCCGCAGCCUGGAGAUCUCACUUGACCUCUUAUCUGAUGACUUUGGAGGCUGGAAGAGGGGAUGUUUUCCCUGCCCUCUUCCCUCCCAUUGGCUGGGCGGCCCUCAAGAGCCCAGGCACUAGAUGGGGCGAUAAGCGGCUGAGGUAUAUCUGGGGAAGGGCCCUGGUGUUCCUCUCCUGGGGAACUCUGCGCCCUGGCCCUGCAGGUGGGGAGAAUGCCUGUCCAGCCCCGGCACCACCUUUGCUACUGGCUGCUAAUCCCUCUCCUGCAGUGGGGGUGUGGGGAGCUGACCUACGGAGACCUCGAGGAUGAAAGUCAUUACCUGUAUUUGGAGGAGGACGGCCCCUUUACCGAGGAGGGCAGGUCGGCCCACUGCAGGGACACCUACCUGGAGUGGAUCUCCCUGUACUGUUGGACCACCUUCCACGCCACAGUCAUGGCCACGCCGGAGAGGAGCCGGUGUCAGUGGGAGCAGAUCAGCAGGACCUACAGCGACCUCUCCAACUGCACGGUGCUGAUGGCUGAGGCUCUGUCCUGCCCCUGGCCCAGCCCUGCUCUUGACUCCUUCUUCCUGCAGAUCCACAUGGAGUAUUUCACCAACUGCACCAUGCCCGCCAGCCCCCAGCCCGGCCAGCCACCUCUGGGGCCUGUCCUAGCCAUGGCCGCCAUGCCUGCCUGCUUGACCCCUCUCCUGGUUGCUCUCACGCUCCGCAAGGCCAGAGAGGCUGAGCCAAAGCCUGAUCGGCCCCUCCCUGCGGCACCAUCUGUGCUCAACAGACAAAGGGUUUCUUCUCAUGCAGUCCUGGGCACCAACGGGAAAGGAAGAGAGAGUGUCUAGUGGUUGGAGG
Gopherus evgoodei (Goodes thornscrub tortoise) is the source of this 865-nucleotide messenger RNA. Its product is annotated as receptor activity-modifying protein 1-like. Gene Ontology annotation, biological process: receptor internalization; intracellular protein transport; protein localization to plasma membrane. Lineage: Eukaryota; Metazoa; Chordata; Testudines; Testudinidae. The coding region runs from base 232 to 855 and encodes 207 amino acids. Gene Ontology annotation, molecular function: coreceptor activity. The transcript is spliced from 5 exons. Gene Ontology annotation, cellular component: membrane; signaling receptor complex; cell surface. The record is from RefSeq and is a predicted model, not a curated record.